GGGGCGCAGCUGGGUCCCACCUGGGCAGGCCGCCGCACUCGCCUUCCUGGCCGCGGCGCCUCGACCCCAUGGACGCCCUGUGCGGCUCCAAGUUCUGGGACUCCAAUCUGUCUGUGCACACCAACAACCCGGACCUCACUCUCUGCUUCCAGAACUCUCUGCUGGCCUGGGCGCCCUGCAUCUACCUGUGGGCCGCCCUGCCCUGCUACCUGCUCUACCUUCAGCACCAUGACCGAGGCUACAUCGUCCUCUCCCAACUCUCCAGGCUCAAGACGGCCUUGGGCGUCCUGCUGUGGUGCGUCUCCUGGGCUGACCUCUUCUACUCCUUCCACGGCCUGGUCCACGGCUGGGCCCCUGCCCCCAUCUUCUUUGUCACCCCCUUGGUGGUGGGGAUCACCAUGCUGCUGGCCACCCUGCUAAUCCAGUAUGACCGGCUACGGGGGGUACAGUCCUCGUGGGUCCUCAUCAUCUUCUGGUUUCUAUGUGUGGUCUGUGCCAUUGUCCCCUUCCGCUCCAAGAUCCUUUCGGCCAUGGCAAAGGGCAAGAUCUCAGACCCCUUCCGCUUCACCACCUUCUACAUCUACUUCGCCCUGGUGCUCUUUGCUCUCAUCCUGUCCUGCUUCAGGGAGAAGCCACCAUUUUUCUCCCCAAAGAAUGUCAACCCUAAUCCCUGUCCAGAACUCAGCGCUGGCUUCCUCUCCCGCCUGUCUUUCUGGUGGUUCACAAAGAUGGCCAUCCUUGGCUACCGGAGACCCCUGGAGGAGCAGGACCUCUGGUCCCUGAAGGAGGAGGACUGUUCGCAGAAGGUGGUGCGCAGGCUGCUGGAGGCCUGGAAGAAGCUUCAGAAGCAGGACGCGGGCGUCCCUGGAGCCACCCUGCAGAGACGCAAGGCUGCGGCGGCAUCCGGGAAGAGAGUGUCCGGUGAGGAUGAGGUGCUGCUGGGGGGCCAGCCCAGGCCCCAGCCGCCCUCCUUCCUGUGGGCCCUGCUGGCCACCUUCUGUUCCAGCAUCCUCAUCAGCAUGUGCCUCAAGGUGAUCCAGGACCUGCUCUCCUUCGUCAAUCCACAGCUGCUCAGCAUCCUGAUCAGGUUUAUCUCCAACCCCAUGGCCCCCACCUGGUGGGGCUUCCUGGUGGCCGGGCUGAUGUUCGUGUGCUCCAUGAUGCAGACUGUGAUCUUACAGCAGUAUUUCCACCUCAUCUUUGUGAUGGGGGUGAAACUUCGGAUGGCGAUCAUAGGUGUCAUCUAUAGGAAGGCUCUGGUUAUCACCAAUUCAGCCAAGCGGGAGUCGUCUGUGGGAGAAAUUAUCAACCUCAUGUCUGUGGACGCCCAGCGCUUCAUGGACCUUGCUCCCUUCCUCCACCUGCUGUGGUCCGCACCCCUGCAGAUCAUCCUGGCCAUCUACUUCCUCUGGCAGAACCUGGGUCCCUCCAUCUUGGCUGGGGUGGCUCUCAUGGUCUUGCUGAUCCCACUCAAUGGAGCUGUGGCCAUGAAGAUGCGUGCUUUCCAGGUAGAGCAAAUGAAGUUCAAGGACUCACGCAUCAAGCUGAUGAGCGAGAUCCUGGCUGGCAUCAAGGUGCUAAAGCUGUAUGCCUGGGAGCCCAGUUUCUCGGAGAAGGUGGAGGGCAUCCGGGAGGACGAGCUCCAGCUGCUGCGCAAGUCUGCCUACCUCCAAGCCAUCUCCACCUUCACCUGGGUCUGCACCCCCUUCCUGGUGACCCUGACCACCCUUGGGGUGUAUGUGUCUGUGGACCAGAACAACGUGCUAGAUGCUGAGAAGGCCUUUGUGUCCGUGUCCCUGUUCAAUAUUUUAAAGAUUCCCCUCAACAUGCUGCCCCAGUUAAUCAGCAACCUGAUCCAGACCAGUGUGUCUCUGAAACGGAUCCAGCAUUUCCUGAACCAAGAUGAACUUGACCCCCAGUGUGUGGAAAGAAAGACCAUCACCCCAGGCUACGCUGUCACCAUACACAAUGGCACCUUCACCUGGGCCCAGAACCUGCCCCCGACCCUGCACAGCCUAGACAUCCAGGUGCCAAAAGGGGCACUGGUGGCCGUGGUGGGGCCCGUGGGCUGUGGGAAGUCCUCGCUGGUGUCUGCCCUGCUGGGAGAGAUGGAGAAACUGGAAGGCACGGUGUGUGUGAAGGGCUCCGUGGCCUAUGUGCCCCAGCAGGCAUGGAUCCAGAACUGCACACUUCAGGAAAACGUACUGUUUGGCCGAGCCCUGGACCCCACGCGGUACCAACGGGCUCUGGAAGCCUGUGCCAUGCUAGCCGACCUGGAGAUGCUCCCUGGCGGGGACCAGACAGAGAUUGGAGAGAAGGGCAUUAACCUGUCUGGGGGCCAACGGCAGCGGGUCAGUCUGGCCCGCGCUGUUUACAGUGAAGCUGACCUCUUUUUGCUGGAUGACCCACUGUCAGCCGUGGACUCUCAUGUGGCCAAGCAUAUCUUUGAUCGAGUCAUCGGGCCAGAAGGUGUGCUGGCAGGCAAGACACGGGUGUUGGUGACACACAGCAUCAGCUUCCUGCCCCAGGUGGACUUCAUCAUAGUGCUGGCUGAUGGGCAGGUGUCUGAGGUGGGCUCCUACCCAGCCCUGCUGCAGCACAGUGACUCCUUUGCCAACUUCCUCUGCAACUAUGGUCGCGAUGAGGACAAGGAGAGCCUGAAGGAGGACAACAGGACCGCCUUGGAGGACACAGAGGAUGAGGUGCUGCUGACUGAAGACACACUGAGCAAUCACACAGACCUGACGGAUAACGAGCCAGUCAUGUAUGAGGUCCACAAGCAGUUUAUGAGACAGCUCAGCGUCAUGUCCUCGGAAGGCGAGGGCCAGGGCCGGCCUGUGUCCCGGAGACACCUGGGCUCAGCAGAGAAGGUAGUGCAGGCGGCAGAGGCGAAGGCAAGGGGGGCGCUGAUCCAGGAGGAGAAGGCGGAGAUGGGCACUGUGAAGCUGAGUGUGUUCUGGGAUUAUGCCAAGGCCAUGGGGCUCUAUACCACAGUAGCCAUCUGUGUCCUAUACCCGAGUCAAACUGCGGCUGCCACUGGGGCCAACGUGUGGCUCAGUGCCUGGACCAAUGAGGCUAUGGUGGACAGCCGGCAGAAUAACACCUCCAUGAGGCUGGGUGUCUACGCUGCCUUGGGAAUUCUGCAAGGUUUCCUGGUGAUGCUGGCAGCCAUCACGCAGGCGGUGGGCAGUGUCCAUGCUGCACGCUUGCUUCACCAGGCGCUGCUGCACAACAAGAUGCACUCGCCACAGUCCUUCUUCGACACGACGCCCUCAGGCCGUAUCCUCAACCGCUUCUCCAAAGACGUCUACGUCAUCGAUGAGGUUCUGGCCCCCACUAUCCUCAUGCUGAUGAACUCCUUCUACAGCUCCCUCGCCACCCUCGUGGUCAUCGCGGCCAGCACGCCGCUCUUCACUGUGGUCGCCCUGCCCCUGGCGGUCUUCUAUGUCUUGAUGCAGCGCUUCUAUGUGGCGACAUCACGGCAACUGAAGAGGCUAGAAUCCAUCAGCCGCUCGCCCAUUUACUCCCACUUUUCGGAGAUGGUGACUGGCUCCAGCGUCAUUCGGGCCUACGGCCGCAGCCAGGACUUCAAGGCCAUCAGUGAUGCUAAGGUGGACACCAACCAGAGGAGCUGUUACGCCUACAUUGCCUCCAACAGGUGGCUGGGGGUCCAAGUGGAUUUCGUGGGCAACUGUGUUGUGUUCUUUGCUGCACUCUUUGCUGUGAUUGGCAGAAACAGCCUGAGUCCGGGGCUGGUGGGCCUUUCUGUGUCCUACGCCCUACAGAUAACAUUGACUCUGAAUUGGAUGGUCCGAAUGAUGUCAGACUUGGAGUCUAACAUUGUGGCCGUGGAGAGAGUCAAGGAGUACUCCAAGACAGAGACCGAGGCCCCUUGGGUGGUGGAGGGCAGCCGCCCUCCGGCGGGCUGGCCCCUGCAGGGCGAGGUGGAGUUCCGGAAUUACUCCGCGCGCUACCGUCCGGGCCUGGAGCUGGUGCUGAGGGACCUGAGUCUGCGCGUGCGCGGUGGCGAGAAGGUGGGGAUCGUGGGCCGCACGGGGGCCGGCAAAUCGUCCAUGACCCUCUGCCUGUUCCGCAUCCUGGAGGCGGCGGAGGGUGAAAUCCGCAUCGACGGCGUCAAUGUGGCAGACAUCGGCCUCCAUGACCUGCGUUCCCAGCUGACCAUCAUCCCGCAGGACCCCAUCCUGUUCUCUGCGUCCCUGCGUAUGAACCUGGACCCCUUUGGGCGUUACUCGGAGGAAGACAUAUGGCGGGCCUUGGAGCUAUCCCACCUGCACACCUUCGUGAGCUCACAGCCGGCAGGCCUGGACUUCCAGUGCUCUGAGGGAGGGGAGAAUCUCAGCGUGGGCCAGCGCCAGCUCGUGUGCCUGGCCCGAGCCCUGCUCCGCAAGAGCCGAAUCCUGGUUUUAGACGAGGCCACGGCAGCCAUCGACCUGGAGACUGACAACUUCAUCCAGGCCAUCAUCCGCACUGAGUUUGAGAGCUGCACGGUGCUGACCAUCGCCCACCGGCUCAACACCAUCAUGGACUACACCAGGGUCCUUGUCCUGGAUAAAGGGACGGUAGCUGAAUUUGAUUCUCCGGCCAACCUCAUUGCAGCCAGGGGCAUCUUCUACGGGAUGGCCAGAGACGCCGGACUUGCCUAGAAUAGAUUCCUGGGACUUCCUCCUGGCCCUUCCUGGUUUUCAUUGGGAAAGAAAAAGACACCAUGUUCGUCUGCAGGAUGGACUUGAUGGCAGAUGCCGGGGGCGUUUGUUGGGCCUUAUGCCCUGUCAGGUGCCUCCGGAAUAAUUGUGCUAAAUGCUUUAUAUGAGGAAGCAGGCCCGAGAGGUGACUGACGUGCCUGAGGUCACAGCUGGUUUAAGGCAGAGCCCAGACUGGUGCCCGGGUCUCCUGAUUCCCAACCUAGUGUUAUUUCCACACUGUGCUGUUUUCAAUCAUCUCAUGGAAUGACCUCUCUACUCUAGAUUUUUCAUAUUUUCUACUGUGAAGUAUUUUUUUUUAAAGUAAAGCUUUUUCCUCCUGAAACAGCUGACUGCCGGGUCAGGCCGUCCUCAGGAACGGAGUCCUGUACUCUGGGGUGCUGGCCUGAAUCCAUUAAAAACGGGGCACUGAUGAAAUAAAGCUACAUGGUCAACAAUAGGUAUGCCUCAAUGUAGCCUUUCUCUGCCUGUUCACAAGGUUUGGGGGUUAGGACCUUUGGGGGAGGCAAGGGGAGGGGUGGAGGUAGACUUUAUACAUAUCCACAUGGCUGGAAUUAUCUGAAAACUUCAGACUUGAGAGCUUUUGGCUAGAAAUGUCAUCUUCACAGCCAAAAUUCACUGGGGAGUUCCUGCUCUGCUGUGCAGAUACUGUAAAAAGGCGAGAAAUAAAGCCCCUGAAAUUUGACCCGACGCCUCCUGGGAAGGCUGCCGUGAACACCUUCACGUUUAUGUCAUCCCUCAGACCUCCAGGCCUGUUCCUCUAGGGGCUGAGACAGGCAUGGUGCUUCAUUUCCUUGCUCCUUUACAAUGUUCCAGACAGGUCCCCAUAACCAGCGAGGCCUCUGAGCCAUUCCUCUUCCUCCGUCUGGCCAAAGCUGAAAGUGGGAGCAAAGAGCAGCCCGGGGUCUGCACCCCCUCCCCCGCCAGUCCUGGGCUGGUAAACACAUCUUGAGGUGAUAAAUUAAAUUUGGUCCCAAGCAAA
This is a messenger RNA of Callorhinus ursinus (northern fur seal), 5703 nucleotides long. NCBI's taxonomy places the organism in Eukaryota, Metazoa, Chordata, Mammalia, Carnivora, Otariidae. The record is from RefSeq and is a predicted model, not a curated record.